AUUUUUCCAGCUCCAAUGGUGAUCAUCAUUCCGAAUAUCCACGAUACCUUCUCUAUCAAAAUGGGGUGGACUGUCAUCCCAUUCAUGGCAAUAGUGCUGAUUGCUGUAACACCAGCUCUCUCGUGGCGACAGUAUCGUAUACGCCGAAGCAUUGAUCUCUCCGUCACCAACCCACUAAUACCAGAUAAUAAACUACCGACCGAUCUAGUUCCGGUCAAAUACGCGCUGCAGCUAGAGAUUGAUGCCGAUCAGCUAGCAUUUCAUGGCAACGUCAAUAUAACAAUGGCAUGUGCUAAACAAACGAAUCAGAUUAAUCUCCAUGCUCACAAUGAUCUGAAUGUUGACGAAGGGAAUAUCGAGAUUGUUGAAUACACCGCUGGCGACAACGGAAAAGCGAACACGCUGAAAAUUCGUCGUGUCGAUAGAGUACCGAAAAAGCCACUUUUAGUUAUAUAUUUCCAUGAUGACCUCACUGUUGGCACUACAUACGAGGCACGAAUCAAUUUCAAAGGCAUGAUAUGGGAAAACACUGAAGGACUAUUCCAAGGAAAAUACAAAACUCACGAUGGAGACCAACAGGAAGAUCACUCCUACUUCGCAUCAUACUUCCGACCAAAUCACGCCAGGCGCGUUUUUCCCUGCUUUGAUGAGCCCUCGUACAAAGUGCCGUUCCUAGUAACGAUCGUACGUCCCAAACAUUUGAAAACGUUGUUCAACACUGAAGUGAUAUCGAGUGAAAACUUGGCCCAAGAUAAAGUUGCAGAUACUUUCGAUACAACUUCUCCAAUAUCGACAUUCGCGUUAGGUUUUGUGAUGUCGGAUUUAACGGAAGUCGUUAGUGAUCAGGAUUCAGAGGGUGCAACCACAAAACCCAUCAUAAGAAUUUGGGCACGAAGAGAUUUCCAUGAUCAGGUAAAAGAUGUGAAGAUGAAAAUACAAACCGUUUUGGAUCACCUCGUGAAGUUUUGGAAUGUCAGUUUUCCGUUGAACAAGCUCGAUAUUGUUGCCUUGCCUAACUUUUCCUCCGUCAAACCAGCUGACAAUUGGGGUUUAGUGGUCUUCAGGGAAAGUGAUUUGCAAAACGGAUACUACGGCAUUGCACAGGAACUAGUUUACCAAUGGUUGGGUACAUGGAUUAGUCCGCAUUGGUGGAGCGAUGCCCAUGUUAACAAAGCUGUUGCAGGAUUUGUUGCCGCGGCAACAACCAUCGAUAUCGACAAUGGACUUGAAUUUGAGGGCAAAUGGCCAAUGACGAUACUCUAUUCGAUAUACUAUGAGUUCAGUAAACGGUACCCUCAUUCCCGAAUAACGGCUAUCAAACAAGAAACCACGUGCAGCAAAACUGAAUUGGUACUUCGCAUGCUUAAUCUGACUCUAGGGGCAGACACGUUCCAAAAAGGUAUGCAAAAGUUUAUCGAACAUCGAGAAUGCAAAACCUUUGUGAGCAACGACAUUUGGGAAGCACUCACCAAACAAGCCCAUUUGGAUCGCAAACUCUGUGAAACGGCUACUAUUAACGAGAUCGCAGAUUCGUGGGUUACAAAGGAUCGCAUCCCGAUGGUAACCGUUCAUAGGGAUUACCAGAAAAAUACGGCAACUAUAACGCAACGGGUAUAUCUUCGUGAAAGACCUCAUGAUGUUCCUGAACAGGACAAAAUGCUUUGGUGGAUUCCAUUAGUGGUUGUUCAACAAGAUAAUCUGAAUUUUACUAAUACCAGUGCCACCAAAUGGAUGAAAAAGGUUAAACAAGUGACAUUGGAAAAUUUGACUAACGCAGACAAUUUUAUAAUUAUCAAUCCCGAAGAGAUAGGACCUUUUCCAGUGAAUUAUGAUGAGCGAAAUUGGAAUCUACUUGCAAGUUAUUUAUUGGAUGAAGGUGGUCGUUCGAAGAUUCCAGUUUAUACAAGAGCCAAAUUACUGCACGAUGCUUGGAAUUUGGCAUACGCAGGUCAUCUCAGUUUCGCAACAGCCUUCAAUAUGACCCUUUUCAUGCAAUUCGAGCGAAACCAUCUAGUUUGGAAUCCGGUGUUUACCCUAAUCGACCAUAUUGGCAGACAUAUCGACAUGUCAGCCGUACAUAAAAAGUUUGAGAUUUAUGUGCGAACGCUGCUCACACCUUUGUAUGAAGAACUUGCACAAAACCAAUACGAAGGGGAAGAAAAAUGGAAAACUAAUCUACGAUCAUUGGCGAAAACAUUUUUGUGUCGUGCAGGAUAUAAACCUUGUAUAGAAGAAGCUCAAAAAGUGUUCAAAAAAUGGAUGGACAGCCCCGAGCCUGACCUUGGAAACCCAGUAGCAAAUCAAUAUAUAUGUCCUGUUUUCAAAUCUGGCACGCAAGAUGAAUGGGAGUUUGGAUUACAACGAGUGAUCAAUUUUCCAGAAUCACGAGUGAGAAGUGAACGCACCUAUUUGUUAAAAACCCUUGCUGGAUGUCCUGUACAAGCUUCUAAAAUUAACCGACUUCUGAAUUUAACUGUCCUGGAAGACAAUGGUAACUUCACAGAUAAUGACAUAAACCUGAUCUUCAAAAUGCUUUCUGGAGGGUCUAGCGGAUACAUGGCAUUAUUUGACUUUCUACAGAAGAACUGGGAUGCCAUCAAGUUAAGAUUCAAAGAUCGAGAAAUGUUGUGGAACAAUUUGAUCAACUCAGCAACUGGCCUGUUCACUACCCAAGAAGGUUACGACAUGGUGUCUCAAUUAUAUGUACAACGCCAGGGUGAAUUUGGAACGGCUCAGCACAUUAUCGAAAAAUCGCUGAAGAACAUCAAAGAAGAAACCAAGUGGAGUCAAGAGAAUCUUCCGGUUAUUGAAAAGUGGUUGGAUAACUUCCUAAACCAGCAUAAGAUUAGUGAUGACAGAUUUAUAAGGUGAAAAAAUCUAAAUUUGCUAAAACUUGAUUAAAAGUGCAUAGGGAUUUAUCAAUGAAUCAUUUAAUAAAAGAGUAUUCCUGUACAUAUUUUCCAUAAUAAUUCAUUAAAUUCUAUUUUGUUCCUUUACAUUCGUUCCUUUUCAUGUACUUUCUAAGACAGUUCUUUUUCUAAUUGUAGUGCACUGUUUUAUUGAAAAUGUAUUUAAAAUUCGAUAGAUAUGACAGCACCGAUUUUUGUUUCUUACAAAAUAAAGGCCUUAUGAUGUAAGAACGUGAUUGAAGCUUUCUUUUUGCAGACUACGAAGUCUUCAUUGGAAUGCUAUCUAUUUGCUUAACAUUUCUACAUUGAUAAUGUAUCUUCCUCUAAGGUUUAGCUCCUGAGAAAAGAUAUUAUAUCCGUGUUGAAACGUUGGGCACUCCGUUAUAUUCUCGUACAGAUUGCGUAGCUAGGAAAAUGUAAAAACUACUAUUGUUUUCAAUGUAUGGGUAUUUUUAGGUGACCGAAAAUACCAAUAAAUUGGAAAUGAUUAAGUGAACGGUGAAGAAAAUCAAAGCAACGUCAAAAUACGCAUAUCUGUCGAAAGAUAAAAACUCUAGUGGAAUUAAAUGAUAUAGUACUAAAUUCUGAUUUCAAUUAUACAUUUCUAAGAAAAAACGAUUGUAUUAGGCGAUAAACCUGUCCAUUUUGUAUUUCAAAAUAUGAUUCGUUUUAAUUGCAACCAAAACACUGGGGGCUUACUAUCACAUAUAGAAAAGAUUUGCAGCAAAUAAAUAAAUUUAUUUUAUGUAAAAA
Messenger RNA from Aedes aegypti (yellow fever mosquito), 3662 nucleotides. Its product is annotated as aminopeptidase N. The coding region runs from base 16 to 2871 and encodes 951 amino acids. The transcript is spliced from 8 exons. Lineage: Eukaryota; Metazoa; Arthropoda; Insecta; Diptera; Culicidae. Gene Ontology annotation, molecular function: peptide binding; metalloaminopeptidase activity; zinc ion binding. Gene Ontology annotation, cellular component: cytoplasm. Gene Ontology annotation, biological process: peptide catabolic process; proteolysis. The record is from RefSeq and is a predicted model, not a curated record.